Messenger RNA from Sphaeramia orbicularis (orbiculate cardinalfish), 2990 nucleotides. RefSeq names its product cytochrome P450, family 1, subfamily D, polypeptide 1 (gene cyp1d1). The transcript has 8 exons. Gene Ontology annotation, molecular function: heme binding; steroid 17-alpha-monooxygenase activity; oxidoreductase activity, acting on paired donors, with incorporation or reduction of molecular oxygen, reduced flavin or flavoprotein as one donor, and incorporation of one atom of oxygen. The record is from RefSeq and is a predicted model, not a curated record. NCBI's taxonomy places the organism in Eukaryota, Metazoa, Chordata, Actinopteri, Kurtiformes, Apogonidae. The coding region runs from base 148 to 1776 and encodes 542 amino acids. Gene Ontology annotation, biological process: progesterone metabolic process; hormone biosynthetic process.
UCUGUGAGCCGUCCUGACCGCAAAGUUACCAAGACCCAGACACCAAACCUGUGCCUUGUGAGUGUUUUGAUCUCUGCUAUAGUUUAUAAGAUACAGGACUCACUCUGUAUCUCACACCAAAGCCACCGAGGACACAGCAAGUUUGGCAUGAUGAGGGUGAUGUUUGGGACUUUUCCAAUCAAAGACAGCCAGUAUGCCUCUUUGUCCAGCAUCACUGUGGCACUGCUUCUUCUUACCCUUCUCCUGAUGAUCCUCAAGGCCCACAAGAGUCACAGAUAUCCUUUCCAACUCCACCAUUGCUCCCAGUUGGACUACAUGAAAUACCCCCCUCCUCCUGGUCCCACACCUUGGCCCCUUGUUGGGAAUCUGCUCCAGAUGGGUGACCAGAUUCAUCUCUCUUUUACCUGCUUAAGGCAACAGUAUGGAGAUGUUUUCAAGAUGCGCCUUGGCUCUUUGACUGUUGUUGUCCUGAGUGGGUACACCACCAUCAGGCAGGCGCUGGUUCGACAAGGAGAGGCUUUUGCUGGAAGACCUGACCUGUUCACCUUCUCUGCUGUAGCCAAUGGGACCAGUAUGACCUUCAGUGAAAAGUAUGGACCUGCUUGGAUGCUGCAUAAGAAGCUAUGCAAGAAUGCUCUCAGGUCCUUUUCACAAACUGAGCCCAGGGGAUCUGGUGCCACCUGUCUGCUGGAGGAGCAUGUAUGUGCUGAGGCUGCAGAAAUGGUGGAGGUGAUUCGAGGACAGGCUGUGAAGGGAAAACUGAAACAAGAAAAUGGCCCAGAUGUAGCAGGAAUAGAUCCAGUGAUGCCUAUAGUUACCUCAGUGGCAAAUGUUGUGUGUGCCCUUUGUUUUGGGAAAAGGUAUGAUUACAAUGACAAGGAGUUUCUCACAAUUGUGCACAUCAACAAUGAAGUUCUGAGGAUCUUUGCUGCAGGGAACCUGGCUGACUUCUUCCCUGUGUUUCGUUACUUUCCGAGUCCAUCACUGAGGAAGAUGGUCCAACAUAUUCGCAGAAUGAACACAUUCAUGGAGACAAGUAUUGAGGAGCAUAUCAACACUUUUGACAAAAAUUGCAUUCGGGAUAUUACAGAUGCUCUCAUUGCACUUUGUGAGGACAGAGAGGAAAAUAAAGAUGCAUCUAUGCUUUCCAACUCACAGGUCAUUCACACUGUCAUAGACAUCUUUGGAGCAGGAUUUGACACCAUCAUUGCUGGUCUACAGUGGAGCCUCUUGUACCUCAUCAAGUUUCCUGACAUCCAGGAGAGAAUACACCAGGAAAUAGAUGACCACAUUGGCACAGGCAGACUCCCCAGGUUUUCAGACAAGCCUGAGAUGCCUUUCACUGAGGCGUUUAUCUAUGAAGUGUUUCGACAUGCCUCCUACGUUCCUUUCACCAUUCCUCACUGUACUACCAGAAACAUCACUUUGAAUGGGUACUUAAUUCCAAAAGAUACCUGUGUCUUCAUUAACCAGUAUCAAGUCAACCAUGAUAUUGACCUCUGGGGAGACCCUGACACAUUUCGGCCCGAACGCUUCUUGGGUUCAUCAGGACUCCUCAGCAAGGAGCUGACAGAGAAAGUUCUCAUCUUCGGCAUGGGCAAGAGACGCUGUCUUGGUGAUGGAUUUGCACGAUUGGAGAUGUUCAUCUUCCUCACCACGCUGCUUCACGGGCUGCAGAUUCAAAAUGUUCCUGGGCAGGAGUUGGAUCUCAGCACCGAUUUUGGCCUGACUAUGAAACCACGUCCAUAUAGGAUUACCAUCUCCUCAAGGUUUUAGAUACUUGUAAACCUAAAUGAUGUCCUGUCUGUACGUUUGACAAUAUCACAGACCAGAUGCUCAUUGCAUUAACAUUAGCUGUUACUGGCCAUGCGUUUCUUUCUCACCACGAACAGACUGAAGUAUCCAUUUUAGCAGAUCGAUCAAAACCCAAAUGAACAACAAAAGAGAAAGCUGGUCAUAUGUUAAAUAAAAUAUAGACACAACAAAAAAGCAGUCACUGCAGUAAAACAUUAACUUCUGGGACACAAUAUUUGCCAAUAGGAGGUCAUGUAAAUUACUUCUGUGUGUGUACAUUGAUAGGUUGAAAUCCCUCCACUUUCCUGUUGCACCACAUUAAAAAUGAAAGUAGCCUCAUUAUAAGCCUUUAUCUUAAGUAAUUAGUUACAGUUAAACACUGUGGGAGGGAGAGAGGGGGUGUUACACAUCAGCAAUCACUGCUUCAGGCUUCAAACUGUGCUCAUGGAGGGUUCAUCUUUGGUCUUCUCAGCCUUUUUCUCCCCUUCUGCACUUCUCAUAAACUUUUCUUUUGUCUCAUCCCUAUCAGUUAGAUUACAUUCAUCUUCUUGUCUCCCUCAUGUUCUAUUCCUCUGGCCACUGUAGUCUUCUCUAGUGGCUAGUUCUACUACCAUAACCUCCCACAUGCUCAGAUUACAUAUAGUAAGACAUUUCUAUAUGAGUUGAGACAUAUAUAUAUAUACAGAAGUAUGAGUUUGCAGAAAAAGUCUUCAGGGAGGAUUACUUAUGUGAAGAUGAAAAGUUGGAACCUUUCAUGACAGAUUCAUGUUUUCACAUAUAGAAGAAGCUAUUUCAGCCACAGACUCCACAUUGUUAAACCUGUUGUGCAGUUUGUCAAUGAUACAAAACAGAUUUCAGGUCACUUUUCACUAACAAAAGGUUGUGAAUUUUAAGUACUUUUAGUCCUGUUUAAAUGCUGAGGUCAUGUUUUUAGUUUUUAUUAUGAAUCUGAACAAUUAUGAAUGAAUUUCUUGUAAAUCCAUUGAAUUUGAUGUUUUGUUAUGCAUAACUGUGAUAGUUUUUUCUUUAUUAUUUAUAACUGUUACCUCUGGACUGCCAUCAUUAUAAUAAUUGCCAGGGUCUGCAGAUAAUAUUCUGGAAAAGGCAGCAGCUAUAGUCUCAUGUUCAUGAAAAAAAUGACUAAAAUAUUGUGAACUGAAAUAGCAAUGUGAAUAUCAACCUCUAACAACCUCUAC